AUGUCUGAGAGAUACAGGUUCCACACCGUUUCCCUGUCCAGUGGAAAGCAGAUACUACGCUUCCGCAGCACACUACAGCUGUCGACCGCCUCUGCACGAGCCAGCUUCCGCCAUCUCUUCAUGGUCGUGCAGGUACAGUCCGCUGCCGAACAUAUAAUCCGCGUAGCCUCAGCAACCCUUCAGUCUCUCACCGUCCUUCUCAUGUCCUCUUUCGAGGUCUUCUAUACCCGCCUGCUGGAGCUGCGCCUACCGAAACUGACAGCGCUCACAGUGCGAUUCUCGGACUCUGCAUCGGACCCGAGCAUUUCCCCUCGGCUGCAGCCGGCGUUCCCGCAUCUCCAAUCCUUGGAAGCCGCGUUCGCCUACGUCCCAUCCACGCACACGCGGUUCCUCUGCGACCCGUGCCAGAGCGGCAUAGGUAGUGCCGCGCUUUAUCGAGCCCAUGGCAACAUGCUCCGGGUACCGCGGCUCGACGACGGGCCGCAUUUGCUCCUCUCGCUCAUCCAGCCAGUACCCCCACAUCGCGCGUAG
This is a messenger RNA of Gloeophyllum trabeum ATCC 11539, 531 nucleotides long. RefSeq lists its product as uncharacterized. The transcript is spliced from 3 exons. The record is from RefSeq and is a predicted model, not a curated record. Lineage: Eukaryota; Fungi; Basidiomycota; Agaricomycetes; Gloeophyllales; Gloeophyllaceae. The coding region runs from base 1 to 531 and encodes 176 amino acids.